Abrus precatorius (Indian licorice) is the source of this 1275-nucleotide messenger RNA. Its product is annotated as phosphatidylinositol 3,4,5-trisphosphate 3-phosphatase and protein-tyrosine-phosphatase PTEN1. Bases 1 to 1248 code for a protein of 415 amino acids. Gene Ontology annotation, cellular component: cytosol. The transcript is spliced from 7 exons. Gene Ontology annotation, molecular function: phosphatidylinositol-3,4,5-trisphosphate 3-phosphatase activity; protein tyrosine phosphatase activity. The record is from RefSeq and is a predicted model, not a curated record. NCBI's taxonomy places the organism in Eukaryota, Viridiplantae, Streptophyta, Magnoliopsida, Fabales, Fabaceae. Gene Ontology annotation, biological process: phosphatidylinositol dephosphorylation.
AUGGGGUUGAAAUUUACAAAGCAGGGUCCACCCAAAGUUGAUAGCCUAAGUUUACAUCAUCACAUGAUCAAUUACCUUAGCAAGAAUUUUAUUCGUAACUUGGUAUCUAAGCAACGAAGAAGAAUGCUAAUUGAUGGUUAUGAUCUUGACAUGUCAUAUAUCACAGACCGAGUAUUAGCAAUGUCAUUUCCUGCAGAACGAAUGCGAGCAAUGUAUCGAAAUCCUCUGUGGCAGGUCAAAUCUGUGUUGGACAUGAGACAUACAGAGCAUUAUAAGAUAUAUAAUCUCUGUAUAGAAGAAAGUUAUGAUCCAGCACACUUCUAUGGACGCGUGGAAUCAUAUCCCUUUGAUGACAACCAUGUGCCGUCUCUUCAAAUGAUCAAAGCUUUCUGUGAAAGUGUGGAUUCAUGGCUGUCACGUGACCCAAAAAAUAUUGCUGUUAUUCAUUGCAUGGCAGGGAAAGGUAGAACUGGAUUAAUGGUGUGUUCAUACUUAACUUAUUGCGGCAUGUCAGCUGAUGAUGCUCUUCAAUUAUAUGCAGACAGAAGGACAACCAACAAUGAAGGAGUAUCAAUACCAAGCCAACGUCGUUACGUGGCAUACUGGGAAAGUCUACUUUCUGUCCCUAGGGGAGCUGGAUAUGGACUACCAAACGUGAACAUACCUCAACCAUGUAGCAGAGAAUUGCGGCGAAUCCGGCUUUACGAUACAGUCAACAUUGACACAAUAUUCUUUGUUAUCUCAGAGCUGCAGGAGAUUCCUGAUGAGGUCUAUCGUCCACCGGUGGAAGCUUACCGAAGCUGCUGUAGACAGAUAAAGAAAGGCUAUCAGAGAACCAACAGUCCUCGCUACUAUAUCUCUAUUCUUGAAGGUGAUAAAGAUGGAAACCAAUCAGAAAUAGAAGAACCUCGCGUUGUAGUUCAAAUGGACACAGAGAGUCCUGCAAUUUACCAAAAAUCAUGUUUGGACCAUUAUUUUGAUAAACCUAUACAAGUAACUGGAGAUGUUCGUGUCAUAUUCUAUGAGAAAAUGAUAGGAGGUCGUCUUUUCUAUUGCUGUUUUAACACAGCUUUUAUUAGAAACAGUUUACUACAGCUCACAAUACAGGAGUUGGACAAAGUUGGGAAGAAAGGAAGAUCAAUAUGUGGCCCUGAUUUUUGCCUAGAAUUACUGUUUGGUCCUGCUAAUACAGGAUAUUCAUCAUCAAGUGUAUCCAUUGGUGACCAUACUAGUGAUGAUUCUUUAUAAUAAUAUUUCCACACAUCUUUGCAUAAU